UUUAUGCAUGGCCUUUUAUAAUGGAAUACAAACAAAUCUGUUCUAUUCAAACAAUGCAGAAAAUCUGACGAAUAUAAAAUACAAGUUGGUUGUUCUGAUUCAAACAGUCGUUGCUAAUAUUCUAAGAAAAAUGAAGCUUGCAUACUUUCUCCUGCUACUGUUGCCGCUUUUGAGCAGCGUGCUGCUGGUGGCAGCUGGCGGAGGAAACAAACCUUCCGAGGCCCGUCGGGAUGCAAAAGUUGGCGGAGCUUCUGCACAGCAAAAGGCCAAGAAGGCCAACGAGCAGGCCCGAAUUGUGAAGAAGAACAAAGGAUAGUGAAUCGUCGCGCAAAGUGUUUGCAAUUUUGAUGUAAUUAACCACUUGGCAAUAACAUUUUAGAAAACUCUAGGA
Molecule: messenger RNA, 391 nt
Organism: Culex pipiens pallens (northern house mosquito)
Lineage: Eukaryota; Metazoa; Arthropoda; Insecta; Diptera; Culicidae
Exons: 2
Coding region: 8-316 (102 amino acids)
Source: RefSeq, a predicted model, not a curated record